Penicillium waksmanii is the source of this 1863-nucleotide messenger RNA. RefSeq names its product Alkaline phosphatase-like alpha/beta/alpha. The transcript is spliced from 3 exons. Gene Ontology annotation, molecular function: phosphonoacetate hydrolase activity. NCBI's taxonomy places the organism in Eukaryota, Fungi, Ascomycota, Eurotiomycetes, Eurotiales, Aspergillaceae. The record is from RefSeq and is a predicted model, not a curated record. The coding region runs from base 1 to 1863 and encodes 620 amino acids.
AUGAAUAUCAAAAUGGCGGUUCCUCAGUCAACCCAUAUUUUGCGUUCAGUUGAAGAACAUACGAGGAAUACGAUCAAGACACUUUUCGAAUUCCUCCACGCUCAAGGCCAGGGCGAUUAUCUCGGCGAACGAGUCACCCAAUUGGCUCAUUCUCUUCAAUGCGCGAAUCAUGCAGCUCAAUCUGCACAAUACGGACAGGACCCUGAGGUCAUUCUUGCCGCAUUGCUUCAUGAUGUUGGCCGCUUCAUUCCUGCCGCGGAAAAGAUGGGGAAGAUGAUCACGCCGGAUGGUCAUUAUAUUGGUCGACAAAGUCAUGAAGUUCUUGGCGAGUCUUAUCUACGUCAGAUCGGAUACAGUGAAAGGAUCUGUCAGCUUGUCGGGGCCCAUGUUAUGGCAAAGCGAUAUCUCGUUGCCACAGACAAGACCUAUCAUGAUGGGCUUAGUGAGACGAGCAAGAGAACUCUCCGGUUCCAGGGCGGGGGUUUCACUAAUGAGGAGGUUCUCGAAGCUAAAAAAGACCCUUGGCUUGGAGAGAAACUGGCUGUCCGGAGAUGGGAUGACCUAUCCAAGGACCCGGAUCUUGUUGUGCCUGCACUUGAGGUCUACGAAGAGAUCGCAUAUCAGUGUCUACUAGAGUCACGAGGAAAAUUCAAGCUUCACUCCAGGGAGUACCACAUUCCGAGUACACCCACCGUUGUCAUAUGCAUCGAUGGAUUCGACCCGCAGUAUCUCGAGUCCGCUUUUGAGAGAGGCCUGUUACCGACAUUCAAGAAAUUCGUUGAUCAUGGAUUCCAUUCCAAAGCUAAAAGUUGCAUGCCCUCUUUUACCAAUCCGAACAAUGUAUCCAUCAUCACUGGUGCACCUCCAGCGGUCCACGGAAUUGCUGGGAACUUCUUCCUUGAUCGGAAGACGGGAGAGGAAAAGAUGAUAACCGAUGACUCGCUCCUUAAAGGAUCCACUUUACUUGAGCAGAUGCAUCAACGCGGUGUGCGUAUCGCUGCAAUCACUGCCAAGGAUAAACUGCGGAGAAUCCUGGGACAUGGUCUUGAUAAGGGUGCCAUUUGCUUUUCAGCGGAGCGUGCAGCUGACUGCACGCUUGAUGAGAACAGCAUUGAUAAUGUGGGGGAAUGGCUAGGUCAACCUGCUCCAGGCCAAUAUUCAGGAGAACUGUCCCUAUUCGUCCUCGAUGCGGGAAUAAAAUUACUCCAGGAAGGACGAUCGGACUUUUUGUAUCUUACACUGUCUGACUAUAUUCAGCAUAAGUAUCCACCUGGAAGUAAAGAGGCGGAUGAGUUUAUGGGAUCAAUUGACGUGCGACUUCAGAUACUGGUUGGUCUUGCUCCUAUUAUCGGGGUUACCGGAGACCAUGGAGUGAGCCAAAAGUCGAAUAGUGAUGGUGAACCCAAUGUCCUCUUUCUGGAAGAAGUCAUCAAUGAUGAAUUUGGAUCAGAGUUCUCCAGGGUCAUCUGCCCGAUAACUGACCCUUUCGUUCGGCACCAUGCCGCGCUUGGGUCAUUUGUCCGAGUCUACUUGAAAGAUGUCAUCAACCUGCAGUCCGUGCUCUCCUUCUGUCGCGCAAUCCCCGAGGUUGAGGAGGCUUUGAGCGGACCCGAUGCAGCGAGCAAGUACGAGAUGCCGCUUGACCGCGAAGCUGAUAUUGUUGUCAUAUCGAAGGACUUUGCAGUCAUUGGGAGUAAGAAGUCUGACCAUGAUCUUGUCAAGGAUCACCCCUUGCGUUCGCACGGCGGUCUGAGUGAACAGAAUAUUCCACUUCUCAUGUCAAAGGAAAUCAAAAGCACAGAUGAAAAAGCUAAUAGUUGGAGAAACUAUGAUGUUUUCGAUCUUGUUCUGAAUCUUUGUUAA